Molecule: messenger RNA, 7091 nt
Organism: Xiphias gladius (swordfish)
Lineage: Eukaryota; Metazoa; Chordata; Actinopteri; Istiophoriformes; Xiphiidae
Gene: bicra
Product: BRD4 interacting chromatin remodeling complex associated protein
Exons: 15
Coding region: 132-5972 (1946 amino acids)
Biological process (GO): positive regulation of DNA-templated transcription
Cellular component (GO): SWI/SNF complex
Source: RefSeq, a predicted model, not a curated record
UUUAGCAACACCACAGAGAGAGGUUUAUUUCCUGUAAGGACCAAUCCAUGCCGAAAAUGUGUGAUAAUGAUAUUGUGCAGAGCUUUGCUGAAAGAAUUCACCAAAUGUCAUUUUAAUUGUUGACUGUUGUCAUGGAUGAUGAAGACGGCAGGUGCCUUCUAGAUGUAAUUUGUGACCCAGAAGCUCUCAAUGACUUUCUUCAUGGAUCUGAGACCCAUUUGGACACUGACGACCUUUUGGAUGGUUCGAGUGACCCCUCCAGCUCGUUCUUCUCUACCACUGGGGGCCAUGUUCCAGAGGUCCAGCCUGCAGUCCAGCUGUCGGCCAGUGAGCCGGCAGGCCUGCCCAGAGUCAGUGUUGACCUGGACUUCCUGGAGGAUGAUGACAUCUUGGGAGGAUCCCCAGGUGGUGAAGGUGGGAGCAAUGGCAUUGGGACAAAUCACGAGCCAUGUGACAUCCUGCAGCAGAGCUUGGCUGAAGCUAACAUCACAGAGCAAAGCUUACAGGAGGCAGAGGCUGAGCUGGACCUGGGCUCCUUUGGAAUUCCAGGUCUUACACAGGUGGUUCAGACACUGCCUGAUGCCAGCCUCUCUGGGGCUGGAGGCACUGCUGUGGGUGUAGGCAUAGGUGUUGGUGUUGGAGGAGCAGCGGCAAUUUUCCCUGGGUCAGCCCAGAGCACCACUGCUACUCCUCCCAAUGCCACAGCAGACAUGCUGGGGUCAGUGCUGGCUCAGCAGGGCCUUCAGCUCCAAUCCCAGGUCAUGAACAAGGCCAUUAGUGUUCAGCCAUUUAUGCAGCCUGUGGGCCUGGGAAAUGUGACGCUACAACCCAUUUCGAGUCUCCAAGCUCUUCCUAAUGGGAGUCAGUCUGGACAUUUGGGUAUCGGACAGAUUCAGGUUGUGGGUCAGCCCACAGUCAUGACUAUCAAUCAGUCUGGGCAGCCAAUCCUGGCUAAAGCCAUGGGUGGUUACCAGCUGCACCAGUCUGGGCCAGAGGUUUCAGGUGCUGGUUCUCAGCCGGGGCUUGGAGGCUCAGGAGGUGGACUUCUGAUCCAAGGUAACAAAGCCACUUUGGGAUCUCCAGCUUUAAAUGGACCGGCUGUUUGUGUCAGCAGCACAAACAGCAGCAGUGGUGGUACAAUGACUGCUCCUGCCGGGCUUGUGGGCUUUGGCAGUAACCCUCUAAGUUCAGGAAUUGGAUCCCAGACGCAGACUCAAGGCCAAAUCAUGCAGAAUGUGAUCAUCCAGCGCACACCAACACCCAUUCAGCCUAAACCCCCUCAGGGGGGAGCCAUCCAACCGAAACUCUUCAAACAGCAGCAACAGCAGCAGCAGCAGCAGCAGCAGCCAGCACCCCAAUCCCUGCAAAACGAUGCCCACAAGGCUAUAGGGCUGCAGCAACUUCCAGUUUCUGCUGCUCAGAAUGUAGCCUUCCUGACAGGAAAGCCAGGCUCUAACGUUGUUCUGAGUACUCAAGCCACAACACAAGGCCCCCAGUUUCAACAAACCCUGUUCAAGCAACAAGCAGCACAACCAUCUGGCAAACCCCUCAGUGUACACUUGUUAAACCAACCAGGCAGCAUCGUCAUUCCCCCUCAGACAGUUCUGCAAGGUCAGAACCACCAGUUUCUCCUGCCACAGCUACAGGCAGGUGGGCAGAUCCUGACCCAGCACCCUGGGGGGCACAUCAUAACUAGCCAGGGUCCUGGUGGACAGCUCAUUGCAAACCAGAUUUUAACUGCAAACCAGAACAUCAACUUGGGUCAGGUGUUGACUUCACAGGGCCACCCUGGGGCUGCCCACAUCCUCUCUGGACCCAUUCAGAUCCAGCCUGGCCAGAUGAGCACACCCACACUCUUUCAGAUGCCUGUCUCAUUGGCUCAGAGUCAAAGCCAGACACAGACCCACACUGUCUCAGGUCAUGCCCAGACAGUAAUACAGGGCAUGCCCAUCCAGAACUCCCUGACCAUGCUGAGUCAGGUGGAGGGGCUGAGCCCGGCAGUCACCCUUCAGCCAGCCCUGCAACCUCAGCCAGGUGGAGUCCCCAGCAGCAGCAGCACAGGAGCAGCAACAAUGGCUCAAGGCCAGCCUGGAGAGUGUGUUACUGUGCUGGGUAGCUCCACAGACCAGGCUGCUCAUCCCGCUCAGCAGCAUGUGCCGCAGUCCUCUAUCCUCACCAUGCAACCGGCUUCCUCUGUGUCCGCGGCUAUCACAGUACCCUCCUCUUCUCCGUCCAUGUCUGUGUCCACCUCUUCCUCUGUCACAGCAGUGGGGCUGGUCCCCCCUCAGGCUCAGCAUAGUCCAGGGAGGUUACUGCUCACCAACCAGGGCUCCAGUAUGAUCUUGAGCCAGGAGUCUCUGCAGAUGUUCCUGCAACAGGAGCAGCACCACCAAACAGAGAAUGAGUCAACCCCCUCUGUGGGCGUACCAGCGUCUGUAAUCGUCAGCAGCAACAACAUCACUGCUCUGGCCCCCGCUGUCCAUGACAGCCAAUUAACUGACUCUUGGGUGGGUCAGAGCCACAGUCCUUCCCCUGGCCCCUCCCACAUGACAGCAGUGGUAAAGCAGGUACCCUCCAGUGGACAUCAGCAGCCUCUCAAGAUCCAGGGCAUGUCCCCCUCAACAGCCUUGACCACUCACACCACAGCCCCCCCAGUGGCAGACAGCCCCCAGCCUUCUCAGUCUCCUCUCACUCUGAGCCAGCAGAUCCAGUCACCACACCAUCAGCAGCAGUCACGUCCUCCCUCUCAGCCUCAGCCACAGUCUCAGACUCCCUCCCGCUCCUGCACACCCUCAUCUCACCCUCCGCUCUUUAUUGUCCAUAACCAAAUUGCAGAGUCUCCCCAACAAGGUCCACAAGUCCAGCCGCCGCAGACACACAUUCAAGUUCAGCUUCAGACGCAGCCACGGCCAGCCUCUCAGCCUGCCCCCUAUCAACAAGAUAUGCCUCCUAUGUCACAGUCACCUAAGCCUCCUCCUGCACCGCCCGCACAGCACCAGUUCACUGCGCCUCCUGUCAGCACUUCUGCUACUGCCAUGGUGAAAGCCCAGGUUCCCAUCCAGGGCCUGACAGCAGAGCAGCAGCACCACCUGCAAUUCGUAGGAGCGCAAAUUCAGACCCUGUCAGGCAUCACCCAGCCCUCACCUCAGCAGAAACAGUUGCUGGAUAAGCUGCACCAGUUCCAGCAGAACAUCCUGCUGCAGGCCAAGCAGCCUGCUCAGCCUCCUCAGCCUCAGCCUCCACAGCCUCAAGUCACCAGUCAGUUCAGUUCCCAGCAAGAUGUGCCUGUUGAUAAAGUCGUGAUUGCAUCAACAGCCAGCACUGGUACGCCUGCUCAGCUUCCCUCUGUGCUGCAGCCGACGUCAGUGCUCGUCAAAACCCCUGCUACAGCAUCAAGUGACUUACAGGUAUUCUCAGGAGCCCAAGGGCCAGCUGGAGCAAUGGUGAAUCAGACUAUCACUCCUGCCAGCCUUACACAGCCUGCACAGGUUCAGCCAAAGCCGGGAGUGAUCAGCUCAGUUGGUGGGAUGACUCUGGGGAAAGGUGGGAUGCAGAUACAGGUGUUAGGAGCUAGUCUGACUCAAAUGCCUGCUCCACAGCCGCCAGCUCCGGCACAAACUCAGACAACAACAAUGAAGAUGCCUUUCAGCGCAGAGCCCAGCAAAGAAGCCAGGAUGCUAGAACAGCUGAGGAAACAGCAGGGUUCAGUGCUUCACCCAAACUACAGUGCUCCUUUCCACUCUUUUGAGGACACACUGCACAGACUGCUGCCUUACCAUCUCUACCAGGGAACUGCCAACUCUUCUCAAGACUAUCAAAAAGUGGAUGAUGAAUUUGAGAGGGUCUCCUGCCAGCUGCUGAAAAGGACGCAGGCCAUGCUGGAUAAAUAUCGCUACCUGCUCUUCGCCGAGUCAAAACAGAGACUGGGCCCCUCGGCAGAGAUGGUGAUGAUUGACCGGAUGUUCAUUCAGGAGGAGAAGAUUGCGUUGAAUCAGGACAGGAUAUUGGCCAAGGAGAGACCAGAGGAGUUUGUAGCAAAUGCGCGCAUGUUGGAGAGUGUAGUUUCAUCCCAAGAGAAAUCCUCUUCUGCUGAGCAGACCUCACUGAGUGGGGGUGUAGCAGCUGCUGCCCCUGCCCCAGGACCUGCUGCUCCUGCCCCAGCCCCUCUGCCAAACAUCACCCCAAACCCUCCUCCUGCACCCACUCCAGCUCCAGCUCCAGCUCCAGCUCCAGCUCCAGCUCCAGCUUCAGCUUCAGCUCCAGCUUCAGCUCCUGCUCCUGCUGCUGCUGCUGCUGCUGCUCCUGCUCCUGCUCCUGCUCCUGCUCCUGCUCCUGCUUCUGCUCCUCCUGCCACCCCUCCUGUCACCCCUUUCCCCCCUACCAAACUGGUAAUAAAGCAGGGUGGAGGUGGAGCUUCUGUGUCCUGGUCCAGCAGCUGUCCACCGCCUCCAGCUGCAGCCAGCAAGCUGGUGGCCGAACCCACCAGCCAGAGCUCCUCCUUCAGUCGUGCUCCAGCAGCAUCUUCCUCUUUCUCGUCCUCGACCUUCAAUUCUCAAGCAGCUGACGAUGACGACGCUCUCCCACAGAGAACCAGCAAACCGCCUAUCAAGACCUACGAGGCUCGCAGGAGAAUUGGCUUGAAGCUGAAGAUCAAGCAGGAUCAAACGGGGUUCAGUAAGGUGGUCCAUAACACUGCCUUAGAUCCAGUGCACACACCUCAACCUCAGCAAAGCAGCCAGUCCAUAUCCCAGGCUCAGACUCAGUCUGAAGCUGCUGUACCGCAUCCAACUCAUCCAAAGUCCCACCCUUUAUCAGCUCCUCCUACUACAGUCAUCAGAACUCAGUCCCCCGUAUGCACUGCUUCUUCUGUCUCAUCAGUCACCAUAGCAACCACUCAGUGUAACCCACCACUGAGAGGUAAUGUUCCCCCCAAUGCAGCCCCAUCUUCCUCUACCUCUUCCUCUCAUACUUGGUCAUCGUCGUCGUCGUCCUCCUCCUCUUCCUCCACCACCACCACCACCACCACCACCACCACCACCACUCAAAUGAAUGGGACAUUGGAUCAUCACGACAUGGGUGGGGUCAAACACAAUCCUGCCUCCACUGUCAAUCCCUCGCCGACAACCUGCCGCCUCCCCCUUCGAAAAACCUACCGGGAAAACAUUAGUCCCCGGGUCAGACCUGGUGUACCGGGGGGAGGAGACGAAAGUUUGUCCUACCCCAGACCCACGCCAUCACCCCCCAGGCACGAGGCCUCAUCUCCUCCCUCAGAGCGGACAGUGAUAGCCAGUGUGAAGGUGGAGAAAAGAGGCAGGGAGGCCUCACACACUCACACAGAGUCGAGCCACGAAAGGGGCCGUUUAGGGAGUGCAAUGCAGGGGCUGGACGAAGUGGACGAGGUGUUUAACCGCGGUAUCAAAACCGCGCAACACCAUCAUCUCCCGCAGCUCCUGGACAAGGAAGGGGCAAAGGAGAGAGCAGAGGAGCACACAGAGCAAGAGACAGAUGUAAGUAAAUACAAGAGGGCGGGUGGAAAAAAUAGACAUAGGGUAGGUGGGACAUUCAGAAUGGACCAGCAUGCCCCUGGACCUCCCUCUCCAGAGUCCUCCUUCACACGAGACUCUUUGCUUCCUGCCAAACGCUGCAAAUCAGACUCCCCCGACAUGGAUAACGCCAGCUUCUCCAGUGGCAGCCCCCAGGAAGACUCUCUGAAGGAGCACCUGCAGUGCGCCAUCGACGGCAUCCUAAACCUGCAGCAGGAGCCCUCUGCCCGCGGGCACCACAUUAAAGGGGGCAACAGCAGGCCCCACCAACACCAAAGCCAGCGCCCAGGGGGCUCGGCAGCUUCAUCCCACAGACCCUCAGCCCCACCCCCCUCCUCUGCUUCCUCAUCCUCCUCCUUGGCCCAGCACCCUCAGGUCGGUGGCCGUGGCCACAAUGGCAGCCUGGUGCCCCAGACUCAAAGCAGAUAACAGCCCCUCAGCCCCAGGCCGGACUGACAAGGGGGAACUAACAGACAGAUUUGGAGGCAGGGGAAGGGGGGCACUGUGAAAACAGUAUCACUGUACUACUCUGCCAAGCUGUGUUGGCUUUGUUUGUCCAUUUGAAUUGUCCAGAUAUUUCUUUGUCAUCUAUAGCUUGAGGUAUACCCGUGGUGGAAUAAGUGUGAGUGCAGUCUAAGGUAAAGCUGUGUCUGUGAGUUGCAGACUUGAAGAUGCCUGCCGUUUUGUAUGUGUUCUGUCAGCCAAGCUCGCGAAAACGAGAUGAAAUUGUCAAGAGGUUGCUGUUCUCUAUUUCUUUCCUCCUUUUUCACUUUUGAUCUUUUCUCUUUCUCACUCACUAUUCAUACAUUCCUUUCAUGUGGCCUGAGCACCAGUCCACAAAGGUUCAUCUCCUGGUUUAAACAGUGUCCCAGUGAGCAUAAGGCAGCUCGUGUAAACUGUUCAGAAGACAACAGUCUUCUUUAACUGGCUUUUGCCUCUCAGCUGCCAGGCUCAUGCUGUAAAAGGUCACAAUACAUACAGAGUCUCCCUUUAUCAGCCAGAUUGAAUUCUCUUAUCACUAAGAUAAUGCUGCCCUACCAAUGCAAACAGCACAUGCUAAAACUAUAGUCCACCUCCUUUCAAGAAAUAAAUUUCUUUAGAAAGUAAAUACACUCAGAAGCUCAGUUACACUGCUCACGAGGCAACUGCUCAUUGUUUUCAAUCGGCAAAAUCCAGUAGCUUCAUCCUCCACGAUUCCUGCAUUUCAUACAGACACCACAUGCAUUUUUAAGUAAAACGUGUUGAGAAAAUCAUUUGGAAAACUGAAGUUGUUCUACUUCUGGCUGCUUGUGGGUACUGUAGUACCGUGUCAUCAAGAUGUAAAUGAACGUGUAAGGGAAUUCAGUUAUUUUCUGCUUCUGAUGUCCGAUGAUUUUCCGGGUUCCUGUUUUUAGACAAGGCCUCCACACACACACCUGCCCGCCUGUUACUUACGAUGCCAGGUUAGGACUUUAUGCAUUUAGUCAGCAGGGGGCAGGUCAGUUUUAACUGCUGAUAUUCUGUGUUCUCUCUCUGUUUCAUAUUUCUGCAACUGUGUCCCUGCCUACC